UCAAAAGUCCCCGAACUUAAAAGAAAUCUCAGACUGACACAAAAAGCUAAAAACUUUCCACAUAGAGAGAAAAAAGAAGAAGAGAGAGAUGGAGAAAAGGCUCUCAGAGGCAGCAAUGGAAGGAAACAUUGCGACCCUCAAAGAGUUACUCUUAGAAGACCCUCUCCUUCUUGACAGAACCAUUGUUUCUUGCGUAUCAGAGACUCCUCUUCACAUAUCUUCCAUGUUGGGCCACUUGGGUUUCGUCAAGGAGUUACUGAGUCUUAAGCCCGAGUUGGCCUCCGAGUUCGACUCACACGGGUCCUCCCCUUUGCACCUUGCAACAGCAAAAGGGUACCUGGAGAUAGUCAAAGAGCUGUUGUUGGUGGAUCCUGAGCUUUGUAUGGUGAGGAACCAAGAUGGGAGGACCCCACUCCACGUGGCGGCUGUCAAGGGCCGAGUUAAGGUGGUGAGUGAGUUGGUUCGAGUCAAGGCUGAGUCCACCCGGGUGCUCACGGACCGAGCUGAAACGGUGCUGCACUUGUGUGUGGGGCAUGUUAGGUUGGAGGGGUUGAAAGUUUUGGUUGAGGCAAUUGGGAAAGAUGAUGAAUUGGUGAAUUGGAAGGAUUGUGAUGGGAAUACUAUUUUGCAUAUUGCUGUGUCCAAAAAGCAGAUUGAGACCAUAAAAUUUUUGCUUGCCAAGACUAGUGUUGAUGUGAAUGCACUGAAUACAAAUGGCUCUACAGCUUUUGACAUUCUAAUACAGAGUCCCAGAGAUUUGAGGGACAUGGACAUUGAGGAAUUUCUUCGAGAUGCUGGGGCUUUAAGUGCAAAAGAUAUACGUCCGAUUGUGCAAGAAUGGGCUCCAACAAAAGUUCCUCAAAUAACUAAAUCUCUAACCUCAACACUAACCACGAAAGAGAGUGGUUCAGAGAGGCCAGUAGUGAAGCAUCAACAUACUGAUUGGCUUGGUAGGAAGAGAAGUGCAUUGAUGGUGGUGGCAUCUCUUAUUGCAACUGUGGCCUUUCAAGCUGGAAUAACCCCACCAGGAGGUGUGUGGCAAGAUGACCUCACGGUUGAUAAUAAUGGGAACCCUGUGAAAAACCCUCACAUCGCUGGAACAGCAGUCAUGGCAUACACUGAUUCACUUGAGUAUGGUCAGUUCAUGAUUUUCAACACAAUUGCUUUCCUCGCAUCUCUAAGCAUAAUUCUUCUACUUGUCAGUGGCUUACCAAUAAAACGUCGGAGAUGGAUGUGGAUUCAAAUGGUAAUUUUGUGGAUUGCCAUCACUGCACAAGUGGUAACUUAUUUUAUCUCUCUACGUCACAUGUCCCCAGAUAAAGUGCAAGGCAUGCUGCGUGAUGUUACUGAGAUAUCAGUCUUAACCUGGUUGGCGCUAAUUAGUGUCGUGUUCAUAGGCAAUAUUAUUCGUAUGAAUUUGUGGGUUCUCAGAAAGUAUGGUUAUAUUAAGGCGAAAGAGUUAGCAGUACCUAAUGCUGAAAUUGAUGAUGACCAAGAAGAGGUGUGA
Messenger RNA from Quercus lobata, 1507 nucleotides. Its product is annotated as ankyrin repeat-containing protein BDA1-like. The transcript is spliced from 2 exons. The record is from RefSeq and is a predicted model, not a curated record. Gene Ontology annotation, molecular function: protein binding. The coding region runs from base 89 to 1507 and encodes 472 amino acids. NCBI's taxonomy places the organism in Eukaryota, Viridiplantae, Streptophyta, Magnoliopsida, Fagales, Fagaceae. Gene Ontology annotation, cellular component: plasma membrane.